AGGCAGGGACAACAAACCUACCACUGGGUGGAGAAUAGGUUGGCAAUGGCCUCUGUCUGGAGUCAGGAACGACUGGCGUCUGUCUACAAAUUCUCCCCGAGUGAGGGCUCUGUGGUUGUGUCAGUGCCGCUGCCACCCCUCCCCUGGUCCAGGGUGGCCCAAGGUGGUCUGGUGGAUAUCCUGGUGGAGGAGUGGCUCCUGAGGCCCCUGCAGACCCUUGCCUCUGUCAGACCUAUCGCUGAAUUGUACCGCCUGAAAAGGAAAAUCAUGGACAGCGCUUUCAUAUAUCAAGCUCUGUUGGUGGCGGAUCAGUUUGUGGUCACAUUUGAUGGCCACCUGUACGAGCUACCAAACUCUUGUCCUCUGCUCCUCGCUCAGGAUAUCAGCACUGCGUCCUCGUUCACAUUAAUGCUCAGCACAGACUCAAACACCCUCCUUCUAAUCGGAGUGGACAACAACACCAUCAACAUCCAGAGAGAUGGACAGGUAAAGGUGAACUGCAACAACGCUGUAACAAACACAUUUCACACUGACAAUGGAGUGGCUGUCAGAAGAGGGGCAAACAUUGUGCAGGUGAAGAACUGGCAUGGAGCAUCUGUGUCAUGUGACUUGGUGCUUCAGGUCUGCAGCUUCACCCUUGAUAGAUGGUUUCAUGGCACGUCCGCUGGUCUGUGGGAACUAAUGACAACGAAGCUGGAAACGAUUUCCCUCUGUUGGAUGGAUCUCAAGCCGAGGACAUGGACAGUUUCUUCCAUAGUUGGCAGAUGAGCCCAGAUUGUGUUAGACAGUCAGGUGAAACGAGCAGAUUUCAGAUGCAGCCAACGCCCGUGUGAAGCUGUGACUUCCUGUUUUCUUCUUCUGACUCGCCGCUGAGUUCCUGCUUCAGGGUGGUUGGUCCCAGUCAGUUCUUGUCUGUGUGUGAGAUGAGCUCCCCCAAAGCCCCCUGCAGAUUAGCAUCUGCUUUGUUCAUCUCUGUCAGCAGAACUACAUACCUCUGGAGGUGCCUGUGCAGUGCUUGAAAGUUUGAAGGAAAGACGAUCUAAUGAAGAGCAACACUGCCGAUUCAUGACCUCUGUUAGCUGCUUGAACAGAAUGUACCUUUUAUACCACUGUCUGUGCUAUAUUCUCUAUUUUUUAAAUAUUGUGUACUCUUUGUAUAGUUUCACAGUAUCAUACCUUCUAUAAUGUACACUUUGUCCAGCAAAUGUUUUGCCAAAAAUGUGAAUGUGAACAAACUAUGGAGAGCAGUUUAAAGUGAUCAAGUGGUCUCAUA
Molecule: messenger RNA, 1273 nt
Organism: Notolabrus celidotus (New Zealand spotty)
Lineage: Eukaryota; Metazoa; Chordata; Actinopteri; Labriformes; Labridae
Exons: 8
Coding region: 46-768 (240 amino acids)
Source: RefSeq, a predicted model, not a curated record